AUGGCGGGAAACAUUGUAGACCAGGAACUGCUGGACGCAGAGCGUGCUGCUUCUCCUCAGCGAUACCAACAGCGCGACAGCGCCGAGAUCGAGCGAGUCAUCUCCGCCUCGACCGUCUCAUCAUCCUCCUCCGAAAACUCAGCCCGUCGCCGAAGUCGCUCGAUCGGCCAGUACAACAGCAUCAGCCGCAUCUCAACACAGAACGACCUCGAGCGCCAUCCCACCGAACUCAGCCGAAUCCAAACCCACCGCAGCCAACACAAUGCCACCGUCGGAGGCAGUCUUCGCUCACGAACCGCCUCGCGCGCAUCGCGGAAGCCUCUGCCAAACUUUGGCGCUGGCAAGGCGUAUCCGCCUCCGCUGCCCGAGCAGGAGCAGUACGUCGUUGAGUUUGACGGGCCCAAUGAUCCUCUGCACUCGCAGAAUUGGCCGCUGAAGAAGAAGCUGAUUACUGCUGCUGUCUUGGGUUUCACCACCAUGACCUCUGCUUUCACAUCCUCCAUCUUCUCUGCUGCUACUAUGGUUGUCGCAGCAGAGUACGAUGUUGGCAAUGAGGUCGGUUUGCUAGGAACUACCUUCUACGUGCUUGGUUUUGCUUUCGGUCCUUCGCUAUGGGCUCCUCUGUCUGAGUUGCGCGGUCGUCGUCUGCCAAUCCUCAUCUCCGUCUUUGGUUUCUCUCUUUUUUCAAUUGCCUGUGCCACAGCCAAGGAUAUCCAGACUAUCCUGCUUUGCCGAUUCUUCAGUGGUUUCUUCGGUGCUUGUCCUCUUGCUGUCGUCGCGGCUGUCUUUUCCGACAUGUUUGACAAUCGUACUCGAGGUACUGCCAUCACUCUGUUCUCCAUGGCUGUCUUUACUGGUCCUCUUCUUGCUCCUUUUAUUGGUGGUUUCAUUGUCCAAUCUCACCUGGGAUGGCGCUGGACUGAGUACCUUGCCUCCAUCAUGGGCUUUUCCGCUCUCAUUCUUGAUCUCAUCUUCCUUGAGGAGACUUACCCUCCCGUCAUUCUCAUCUCCAAGGCCGCUGAUUUGCGACGCCGCACCAAGAACUGGGGUAUCCACGCCAAGCAGGAGGAAAUCGAGGUCGACUUCAAGGAGCUUGUGCAGAAGAACUUUUCGCGACCUUUGCGUCUACUCUUUACCGAGCCCAUCAUUCUUUUGCUCUCGAUCUACAUGAGUUUCAUCUACGGACUUCUUUACCUGUUCCUUACCGCCUACCCUCUCGUCUUUGUGGGCGUUCACGGCUUCAGCUCUGGUCAAUCCGGUCUCUGCUUCUUCGGCAUGAUCUGUGGUCAACUGAUCGCCGGUGCAUCGGUCAUCGCUCAGCAGCCUUGGUACAUCCGCAAGCUUACCGCGAACAACGGCAUUCCUAUUCCUGAGUGGCGACUUCCCAACGUUAUGGCUGGAGGUGUUGCUUUUGCCAUUGGUAUCUUCUGGUUUGGAUGGACUGGAUUCACUGACGACAUCCACUGGAUUGUUCCCACUCUGAGUGGUCUCUUCACCGGUUUUGGUCUCAUGUCCAUCUUCCUCCAGGCUCUCAACUACCUCGUCGACGCGUACCUCAUGUUUGCCGCUUCUGCCAUCGCAGGCAACACAUUCCUUCGAUCUCUCUGUGGUGCUGGUUUCCCUCUCUUUGCUCGGCAAAUGUUCGAAGGUAUGGGAAUUCAGUACGCUUCCACCCUUCUCGGCUGCGUCGCCGUUGUGCUUGCGCCCAUUCCUUUUAUCUUCUACCGAUACGGUGCCAAGAUUCGCCAGAGAAGCAAGUACGCUCCCACUGCUCCCCCACCUGCUCCUGGUUCCUCCGGAGAGGAUGAGAAGGAGACAGAUAAUGAGACCGCUCUGGCGGCUGUCGUUGCUAGACGAGAUAGUCUCGUCAGCGGUACCAACAAGGAGAGCGCUUAA
This is a messenger RNA of Fusarium sp. VM40, 1896 nucleotides long. Lineage: Eukaryota; Fungi; Ascomycota; Sordariomycetes; Hypocreales; Nectriaceae. The record is from the annotation of a GenBank genome assembly.